Molecule: messenger RNA, 1375 nt
Organism: Drosophila busckii
Lineage: Eukaryota; Metazoa; Arthropoda; Insecta; Diptera; Drosophilidae
Product: heparan sulfate 2-O-sulfotransferase pipe
Exons: 6
Coding region: 179-1375 (398 amino acids)
Cellular component (GO): membrane
Molecular function (GO): sulfotransferase activity
Source: RefSeq, a predicted model, not a curated record
CGUAGCGCGCUAAACACGUCUUGAGCUCAACCGCAGACCGUUCUCGCUCACCGCCGCUAACUGUUAAUUGUGAGAGUAAAAUUACAAAAGUUCAACUGUCAAAGAGUUGUUCUUAAGAGUUGUGCAAACAGUUUGAAUCUUUCGCUUGUGUGUGUGAAUUCUCGUGUGUGUGUGUCGCAUGUCUUUAAACGCGGAUCGCCCAUACAAAAUGAAGCUGCGUGAAAUGGAAAAUGCUCUCAAAUACAGGCGCAUACCCUAUCCCAAGCGUUCUGUGGAGCUGAUUGCCCUACUGGCCAUCUCUUGCACCUUCUUUCUGUUCAUGCACACAAACAAGCUGAACAGUCGCCUCAAAGAAAUGGAGGUGAAGCUGCAGCCGUCCGAGUUCUCGGCCCUUGGACUAACUGGCAAUCACAUCAGCGGACACGAUGCGGGCAAACAUGAUGAUAUCAACACACUGCAUGGCACUUAUCAAUAUCUGAAGAGUACAGGGCAGCUGGGCGGCAUGACCACGCUGCAUUUGAACAAUACGCGUCGAGCUCAAAUCCAAGUCGCCUUCUUCAAUCGUCCCACACGCGUGGGCACGGAGCAGUUGAUACCCUUGCUGCGUCUACUGUCGGCAUACAAUGACGUGAACCUGGUGCUCAAUGGACCUGUGACUAGCGUAAGUCGCGUGCGAACAACUAAGGAGCAGCAGCUGGAGGCGCGCUGGGUGAGCAAACUGGACCAGGACACGCUCUAUAUUGCGCAUGGCAACUGGCUGAACUUUACAGAAUUUAAGCGACACAAGCCCAUCUAUAUAUCGCUGGUGCGUGAUCCCGUGGAGCGCAUUAUACAUCAAUAUUAUCAACAACGCACGCUGGGAAAGCUCUCCAUUAGACGCCGCAUCUAUGCGGGACACUCUCAGCAAAGCAACGCUUGGUAUAAGCAGAGCUUUAAUCAAUGUGUGCGCAGUGGCAGCGCCGAGUGUCAAUAUAUUCAAUACAGCAUGGAGGAUGCCGUCGAGGACUUUAAGCGGCAGUCGCUCUUCUUCUGCGGCAAUCAACAGGAUUGCCUUCCCUUCAAUACGCCGCAGGCGGUGCAACUGGCCAAACGUAAUGUAGAAAAGGAAUACGCCGUGGUGGGCACUUGGGAGCAACCAAAUAUUACGCUAACCGUGAUGGAAAAGUAUGUGCCGCGCUACUUUAACCACGCACGUUAUUUAUACAACCUGCACAAGACAGCGAAGCAGCGAACAUUUCGCCGCUAUCCCGUGGAUGCCGAUGUUCUGGCUAUGGUCAGACGUAACUUUACGCAUGAAUAUGAUUUUUAUUUUUUCUGCAAGCAAAGGCUUUAUCAGCAAUAUAUGGCCUUACAGCUGGAGAAUAAUCUCCACUGA